Molecule: messenger RNA, 2530 nt
Organism: Bufo bufo (common toad)
Lineage: Eukaryota; Metazoa; Chordata; Amphibia; Anura; Bufonidae
Gene: ACOT11
Product: acyl-CoA thioesterase 11
Exons: 16
Coding region: 152-1828 (558 amino acids)
Cellular component (GO): extracellular exosome
Molecular function (GO): lipid binding; thiolester hydrolase activity
Source: RefSeq, a predicted model, not a curated record
AAGGCUUGCUCCACGCCUGUCCUGCUGGAUUGAGGAAGUGUUGGCGGAGCAAUGUGAGGGGAGGGACUCCGCUGCUAUGCCUUCGUCUGGGGACAGGCAGCAGGUGGAGGGACGCAGGCUCAUGUCAUAGUCGCAUCUGUCCCGCCGUGCCAUGGAGAGUAGAAACAAAGAUGUACGAAACCCUACAGAGGUGCGCAUGAGUCAGAUGGUGCUCCCAUGUCACGCCAACCACCGUGGUCAGCUUAGCACUGGACAGCUGCUGAAAUGGAUAGACACGGCAGCCUGCUUGUCAGCCGAGAGGCAUGCAGGCUGCCCGUGUGUCACUGCCUCCAUGGAUGACAUCUAUCUUGAGCAUACAAUAAGUGUGGGACAUGUUGUUAACCUGAAGACAAAGGUGAACCGAGCCUUUAAUUCCAGUAUGGAGGUUGGAAUCCACGUCACUUCAGAAGACUUGUGUAAUGGAAAAGAAUGGAAAGUCUGUCAGGCAUUUGCUACUUUUGUUGCACAACCACAGGAUAAUAAAAAGGUGAAACUAAAACCGUUGACUCCACUCACUGAAGAAGAGCAUCUGGAGCACAGUAUUGCUGCUGAAAGACGACGCAUGAGAUUAGUCCAUACUGACAAUAUAAAGGACCUGCUGACUCGGAGCACCCAGCAGGAUGAAAGAAGCAGAGAAGGAGGGGUGAAUGGAGAAGUCCUUGCCCAGAAAACUCACGUGGAGAGCGUUGAACUGGUGCUGCCUCCACAUGCCAACCACCAGGGCAAUACUUUUGGUGGACAGAUAAUGGCCUGGAUGGAGAAUGUUGCAACAAUAGCUGCCAGCCGGCUUUGUCACGCACAUCCAACUUUAAAGGUAAUUGAAAUGUUCCAUUUUCGGGGACCCUCACAAGUUGGGGACCGAUUGAUCCUAAAGGCCAUUGUCAACAAUGCCUUUAAAGACAGUAUGGAGGUUGGGGUCUGCGUCGAGGCCUUUUGCCAUGAUGUGAGUGUGCCCAGAAGACACAUAAACAGCGCUUUCAUGACUUUCGUGGUCCUGGAUGAAGACAAUCACCCGUGUAUCCUUUCUCGCAUCAAACCGGAGCCGGGGGAUGGAGAAAGGCGGUAUCGAGAAGCAAUUGCUCGCAGGAAGAUUAGGCUGGACCGCAAAUAUGUCAUCUCCCUCAAACAGUCAGAGGUGCCUCUGUCAGUCCCAUGGGACCCCUGCAAUCAGGUUUACCUCAGCUACAACAAUGUGUCUGCCCUGAAAAUGUUGGUGUCUAAAGCUGACUGGGUCCUGGCUGCCGAAAUCAAUAAGGUCCGCCUGUACACCCUGGAGGACGGCUCAUUUCUAUCCUUCAAAGUUGAAAUUCUGGUGUCCAUUGAUGCAAGACAAACCUUCAACCUGCUCUCUGAUCUGACCCGUCGCAGUGAAUGGGACCAUUAUUACAAGCAAUGCCGACUCCUGCAACAAGUGAAUGAAGAUGAUGCAAUUUAUCACGUAGUUAGCACCGUGCGUAGUGCAGAUGGCAAGCUUCAAGAUUUCAUCAUCCUGGCUUCUCGGCGGCUACCCUGUGAUGUUGGAGACCCUUAUGUUAUAGCGAUUCGCUCGGUUACCCUCUCUACCUAUCCCCCCUGUGAGGAGUACACCCGGGGAGAGACUCUUUGCUCCGGAUUCUGUAUCUGGUCACAAGGACCCAUGACAAAGAUCUCCUAUUACAAUCAGUUUACCCCAGGAAUUGUCUCGCAAUUAACUACCAACAUGACCGGAUUAUCAUCAGAUUUCGCUAGCACUUAUCAAGCCUGUGAGCGAUUUCUUAUUGACAAUGUGAAGGACUCUAACCAGCCGUAAAACACGGAUCAGAUUUAUGAAAAUAGUCUAAAAGAAAACUUUCAUUUUGUGUGCUGCUCCUAAUAAUUGAAAGCUGUGCUGUGAUUGGUUGUUGUGGGCAACCAACAGUUUUUCUAUUAGAUAAUUUAGUAAUUCCGCCCCAUAAUGUAUUUGUAGACCCGUCCUUAUAUUGCGUGCAUAACAUGCCCAUCACCCAACAGACUGCACCGUAAACGUGGCCAUACACAUUAAACGAACAUUGACUGAACCCAACAAUUUCAGCGUGACCAGCCACCCAUAUAAUGUGUAUGAAGAUGUCCUCACUGUCCCCUGAUGGCAGAUAUUAGGCAUGGACUUCAACAUGCUCGAUCCUUCUGUUCUCAAGGGAGUACUUGCCAACUCUCCCUAAACAUGGAGGAGGCUCCUGGAAGAAGGGGAGACCCCUUGGACUUCCAGAAGAACAGCAAGAAGAGCUGCUUUCUCCCCGUCGCUCUGCCAUUGCUGCAGUCUCUGCUGCACUCACUCAAGCUGCAGGCUCCUCUGCUCAGGUCCCAACAGGAUGUCUCCCCUUCUCUUCCAGUUCAACUGCAUAAUAGUAAAAGGGAAGACAUCUGGUCAGGACCCCAGUGGAAGAGCCUGGAGCCUGUAUGACAAGUUAGGCUACUUUCACACUUGCGGCAGAGUGAUCCGGCAAGCCGUCGCCGGAACUGUCUGCCGGAUCCG